UUGCUCAAUAUGAUUUUAAGUGGCUGAUCAGUGGGAUUUGCUGCCAUUAAAUAUAUAUCCUCUGUCCCAGACGAAACCUAAUAUUUAUGUGAAGGACGCAAGAUAAUUUUAUAAAUAUGACCGCGUGGUGUACCUAUGGACCUAACUAGUAUUUAGACAUCUGAUGUUAAAGAUUUGUGUUGUUGUAGAUUAAAUGACAGAGAAAAGAAAAAGGGACAUAAUAUCCUUUGUCAGUACACCAAAACGCCAAGUAAGUACAAUAAGUCCUCAUAUCAAGACAAUUUGGUAAGAUUUUUAUAAGAAUGGGUGCUUAAGGAAAUACUAACGUCACUAUGUCACAGGCAAAGGACACAGAAAGAACUGAAGAACAGGGAGACCAGGGACAGCCAGGUGUAGAGUGUCAGGGACGAAAGAUGGAGACACCUAAAAAAGUCAUCUUGGGAAUUUUAGAAGACUUGGGAGCUGAGGACUUUGGGAAAUUUAAGUGGCACCUGCAGGGAGCCCUAAAAGACUUCCCAGCAAUCCCAAAGAGUAAACUGGAGAGUGAAAACAGGGAGAACACAGUGGAUGUGAUGUUCCAGACCUACUGUAUAAACACUAUUAAUGUGACCAGAAUAGUUUUAGUGAAUAUCAAUCAAAAUGACCUAGUGAAGAAGUUAUCAUGUCAUGGAGAAUUCAACAACUCAGAACCUGCAGAGAUUCUUGCUUUGUGCCAACGCAAAGUCAAAUCCAACUUACUUAAGACGUUACAACGUGUGUCUGAGGGAAUUGCAAAAGCAGGAAACAAAACCCGUCUGAAUCAGAUGUUCACAGAGAUCUACCUCACAGAGGGAGGGGUCACUGCUGAACAUGAGGUCAGACAGAUUGAAACAGCAUCCUGGAAACCAGACAGACCAGAAACAACCAUCACAUGUGAAGACAUAUUUAAAACCCCACCUGGAAGAGAUGAACCAAUCAGAACAGUGAUGACAAAGGGAGUGGCUGGCAUCGGGAAAACAGUCUUAACACAGAAGUUCACUCUUGACUGGGUUGAAGGCAAAGCCAACCGCAACAUCCAGUUCACAUUUCCAUUCACCUUCAGAGAGCUGAAUAUGUUGAAAGAGAGAAGGUACAGCUUGGUGGAACUUGUUCAUCACUUCUUUAGUGAAACCAAAGAAGCAGGAAUCUGCAGGUUUGAAGAGUUCCCGGUAGUGUUCAUCUUUGACGGUCUGGAUGAGUGUCGACUUCCUCUGGACUUCCACAACACUAAAAUCCUGACUGAUGUUACAGAGUCCACCUCAGUGGAUGUGCUGCUGACAAACCUCAUUAGGGGAAAUCUGCUUCCCUCUGCUCGCCUCUGGAUAACCACACGACCUGCAGCAGCCAAUCAGAUCCCUCCUGGGUUCGUUGACAUGGUGACAGAGGUCAGAGGGUUCACUGACCCACAGAAGGAGGAGUACUUCAGGAAGAGAUUCAGAGAUGAGGAACAGGUCAGCGGAAUCAUCUCCCACAUCAAGACAUCACGAAGCCUCCACAUCAUGUGCCACAUCCCAGUCUUCUGCUGGAUCACUGCUAAAGUUCUAAAGAAGGUGUUGAAGAAAAGAGAGGGCGCAGAGCUGCCCAAGACCCUGACUGAAAUGUACAUCCACUUCCUGGUGGUUCAGUCCAAACAGAAGAACGUCAAGUAUGAUGGAGGAGCUGAGACAGAUUCACACUGGAGUCCAGACACCAGGAAGAUGAUUGAGUCUCUGGGAAAACUGGCUUUUGAGCAGCUGCAGAAAGGACACCUCAUCUUCUAUGAAUCAGACCUGACAGAGUGUGGCAUCGAUAUCAGAGCAGCCUCAAUGUACUCAGGAGUGUUCAUGCAGAUCUUUAAAGAGGAGAGUGAACUGUACCAGGACAAGGUGUUCAGCUUUGUCCAUCUGAGUGUUCAGGAGUUUCUGGCUGCUCUUUAUGUCCAUCUGAAAUUCACCAACUCUGGAGUCAACCUGCUGUCAAGCUCCUGGUGGCCUGGAUUUUUCAGGGACAAAUCAGCACGGUUCUACCAGAAUGCUGUGGACAAGGCCUUACAGAGCACGAAUGGACACCUUGACUUGUUUCUCCGCUUCCUCAUGGGUCUUUCUCUAGAGUCCAAUCAGAAUCUUCUACGAGGCCUGCUGACACAGACAGGAAGUAGCUCACAGACCAAUCAUGAAACAGUUGAGUACAUCAAGAAGAAGAUCAAUGGGGCUCUGUCUGCAGAGAGAAGCAUCAAUCUGUUCCACUGUCUGAAUGAACUGAAUGAUCGUCAUCUAGUUAAUGAGAUUCAACGGUCCCUGAGUUUAGGAAGUCUCUCCACGGAUAAACUGUCUCCUGCUCAGUGGUCAGCUCUGGUCUUCAUCUUACUGUCAUCAGAAGAAGAUCUGGAUGUGUUUGACCUGAAGAAAUACUCUGCUUCAGAGGAGGCUCUUCUGAGGCUGCUGCCAGUGGUCAAAGCCUCCAAAAAAGCUGUGCUGAGUGGCUGUAACCUGUCAGAGAGAAGCUGUGAAGCUCUGUCCUCAGUUCUCAGCUCCGAGUCCUCUAGUCUGAGAGAGCUGGACCUCAGUAACAACGACCUGCAGGAUUCAGGAGGGAAGCUGCUGUCGGCUGGACUCCAGAGUCCACACUGUGAACUGGAGACUCUCAGUCUGUCAGGCUGUCUGAUUUCAGAGGAAGGCUGUUCAUCUCUCAUCUCAGCUCUUAGGUCCAACCCCUCCCAUCUGAGAGUGCUGGACCUGAGCUACAAUCAUCCAGGAGACUCAGGAGUGAAGCUGCUGUCGGCUGGACUUAAGGAUCCACUCUGGAGACUGGACACUCUUAGGGUGGAGCCUGCUGGAGUCAGAUGGUUGAGACCAGGUCUGAGGAAGUAUUCUUGUGAACUCACACUCGACACAAACACAGCAAACAGAUACCUCAAACUGUCUGACAACAACAGGAAGGUGACAUGGGUGAAGCAGCAGCAGCCAUAUCCUGAUCAUCCAGAGAGGUUUAACUCCUCGUAUCCUCAGCUGCUGUGUAGAGAUGGUCUGACUGGUCGCUGUUACUGGGAGGUUGAGAGGAGAGGAGUUGUUGAUAUAUCAGUGAGUUACAGAGGAAUCGGCAAGAGAGGAAACAGAGAUGACUGUUUGUUUGGACGUAAUGAUCAGUCCUGGAGUCUGAGCUGCUCUGACCGUGGUUACUCUGUCUGGCACAAUAACAGAGAAACAGACCUCCCUCUCUCCUCCUCCUCUGUUUCUGAUACAAUAGCAGUGUAUGUGGACUGUCCUGCUGGCUCUCUGUCCUUCUACACAGUCUCCUCUAACUCACUGAUCCACAUCUACACGUUCAACACCACAUUCACUCAACCUCUCUAUCCUGGGUUUGGGUUUAGGUUCUGGUCAGAGGGUUCCUCAGUGUCUCUGUGUCCUGUGGAGGACGGAGAGUCUCCUCCUGUGAAGAGAACCAGACAGUUCAGCCUGAUCAGGAUCAUCAGCUGAUGUUAGUGAGGAGAAUGUGGGUUUUUGUUUGUUUGUAUGAUUUAUUUGGCUCCCAUUAGCUUCAGCAUAAACUAAAAGCUAUUCUUCCUGGGGUCCUACAAUCUAUUUUGUGACAACACCAUUUACUUCAUCCCUUUACACACCAUACACACAAAGACCUUACUUCACAUUACACAACAUUUGAAAAUACAAAUCAUACUUUACAGUUAACGCAAUUAAUCACACACAAAAAAAUAGAUAAAUAAAUUACACUACUCCGAAUAGAUCUAUUUAAAAAAAUAAGAUAUAACGAAAAGCCCUAUAUCAGAAUCUCUCUAAGUUGAUAUUAAAUAUUGAAACAUCUUUGAAGGUAAAAUUUCUUAAGUGAUUUUUUAAAACCAUACUGAGUGUUUUGUUGUUUGAUAGUUUUUGGGAGAGAGUUCCAUUCACACAUUGCUCUGAACCUAACUGAACGUUGAAUUGAUUUGGUUUUCACUUUAGGUAAAAUAAAACUACCUCCUACUGCAUGCCUUGUUGGAUAAUGAUGUGUAUCCAUACUUAAAGAUAGUUUUGUAUAUAAAGUAAAAGGUGUUUUGUUUGUUGUAACAUUAUGUAAAAAAAUCAUUAGUGAAUACACAAAUCUAUUUUUAACUUUAAACCAUGAGGCUUUCAUGCAUUUUAUCAACAUUUGAUCUAAACCCACAUGAGAGAACCACAUGUGCCACUUUAUUCUGAAUCACUUGGAGUGUUUUUAUAUUAAUUAUUGAAGUGCUGGACCAAACCACAAGGCAGUAAUCAAGGUUUGAAUAAAACAAAGCAUGAAGUACUGUUUAACGGUCUGUGGUAUAAAGUUUUGUGCACACCUUUUAAUAAAUUGCCCAUUUUAGUUACCAGUUUCUGAACAUGUCUGUCCUAACACUAUGGUUAAUGUGAUUGUCUCAUUGAUUUUAUUUUGAGUUGAUAUCUGGCUGCCCAAUUGUCCUUUGUGCCAGUAUUGUUCAAUGUAGAAAAAUGAGUUCCAACCGCUGAACAGGUAGUUUUAGAUACACUGAGAAUCCAUUUGUUGCUCCUUAUCCAGUCUACCACUGGCUGUAGCUCUCUCUGUAGUUUUGUAUUUAAAUCAACAAUAUCAGUUCUGCCUAAAUAUAUAGUGGAAUUAUCAGCAAACAUUGAAAUGCUUGCUUUAUCUAAAACAGAUGGAAGAUCAUUGGUAAAGAUUGUGUAGAGGAGCGGUCCAAGACAACAUCCCUUUGAAAAGCUUCCAUUAAAGUAAACUAAUUGUCUUCUGUCUGUCAAAUAACUUUUCAUCCAUAAUAAUGUAGUUCGUGAAAAAACAUAAUAUUCCAGUUUUUUAAACAGUGAUACAGUGAAAAGUGGUGGUCAAUUAUAUCAGAUCCUGCAGUGAAAUCAAGCAUUACAACACCUAUUAUUUUCCUCUCCUCCAUAUUCUUGAACCAGUCAUCAACCAUCUGAGUCAAGGCAGUGGCUGUUGAGUGUUUUCCUCUACAUGC
This is a messenger RNA of Perca fluviatilis (European perch), 4963 nucleotides long. Its product is annotated as protein NLRC3-like. Gene Ontology annotation, molecular function: protein binding. The record is from RefSeq and is a predicted model, not a curated record. The coding region runs from base 333 to 3473 and encodes 1046 amino acids. The transcript is spliced from 7 exons. Lineage: Eukaryota; Metazoa; Chordata; Actinopteri; Perciformes; Percidae.